Molecule: messenger RNA, 447 nt
Organism: Trypanosoma rangeli
Lineage: Eukaryota; Euglenozoa; Kinetoplastea; Trypanosomatida; Trypanosomatidae
Product: glucosamine-phosphate N-acetyltransferase
Exons: 1
Coding region: 1-447 (148 amino acids)
Biological process (GO): UDP-N-acetylglucosamine biosynthetic process
Cellular component (GO): endoplasmic reticulum-Golgi intermediate compartment; Golgi apparatus; endoplasmic reticulum
Molecular function (GO): glucosamine 6-phosphate N-acetyltransferase activity; monosaccharide binding
Source: RefSeq, a predicted model, not a curated record
AUGUUGGAUGCAGCUGGUGAAGUGGAAUUAAAAGAUGUUGAAGAGGAAGAUGUGCCGGGCCUUUUAGAACUUCUGAGACAUCUGUCUGAUUCACCAGAUCUAAAUUUGUCUGUCUCGCGUGCAAUUAUUGAUGCGCGUCGUCAAGCCGGCAUAGUAACGAGAGUACUUGUUCAUCGGCCAACCAGGCGUCUUGUGGGGACUGCAUCACUGUUCGUUGAGCGUAAGUUUACUCAUGGUGGGAAAUCUGUGGGUCAUAUUGAAGACGUUGUCGUGGAUCCUUCAUACAGAGGCAGGAAGCUUGGGCAGGCUCUUGUUCUCGACCUUUGCAAUCUUGCCCGUUCACGCGACUGCUAUAAAGUUAUCCUUGAUAGUGCAGAGCCGUCGAUGGAGUUCUAUAAGAAGUUGGGCUUUCGGCCUUUGGAGCGACAACUGAGACUUGAUCUGUAG